AACUGCAAUAUAUUCUUUAAGUAGAUUAAUGACUGAGUAGGUGAUAUCACGCAGGUACAUAUGUAAGUAUAAAAGCCGACCAGAAUCGUGGUUUAUAUAUGUCAGUUGAAAAAGUCCGUACGGAGUAGACAAGUUGGUUCUUCUUUAGAAUCAUGAAGCUAAUCUUGGUUGCCAUAAUAAUCGUCGCAUUAGCUGACGAAGGAAUAUCUGACAGGUCUAAAAUCGAUCCUCGUCUGCUCUCCAGGAAGUCAUCCGAAACAUCCAAUAUCUUCAUCACCUUCCACAACGGGACCGAAUACACUAUAGAACAUACCGGCAAGUCUCUAUUUCCCGGAAGAGCUGAAAAAAUUACGGCACUACACGACCGUCUUCGCGAACAUGCUAAUCAUAGCCAGAUCAAUGUGAUCGCCUACUUACAACGCAGAGAAAAAGGGCCAGAAACAAAGUUUCAAUCUUUUUGGAUUUCGAACGAGGUGUUUGUAAAAGAUGUAACGAUGGACGACAUUACUGCCCUCGCGAAGUUACAGGAAGUUAAAUUCGUCAGCUUAGAAAAAGUAAUUUUGUUAGACACCAUAGAUUCAGGAAACAUUACGCUAACAACCUUUCCAGGGGUGCAAUGGGGAGUUACAAAAAUCAAGGCACCUGAAGCAAUAAAUUUACUUAAGACCUCAUCUGUUAUUGCGUCUCAAGUCGUUGUAGGAGUAAUUGAUACUGGCUGUCGCUACACGCACGAAACAUUAAGGUACAAUUGGGUCGGUGAGUAUGGAUGGUUCGAUCCUUACGAUGGAAAUAUGCUUCCUUUUGACCUUAACGGGCAUGGGACGCACGUUACGGGUACAAUCUGUGGAAAAGGAGGUAUCGGUGUCUACCCUGAUGCAAAAUGGAUGGCAUGCCGGGGUUGUGAGGGCCGUACCUGUAGUCAAUCCAGCCUGGCUAGCUGCGCACAGUUCAUGUUUUGUCCAACAAAGGCAGACGGAAGUGGCUCGGAUUGUAGUAAGGCUCCAAUGAUUAUUAAUAACAGUUGGGCUGGUCCUGGUGGUCACACAUGGUAUGAUCAGUAUAUUGCAGCAUGGCUUGCUGCCGAUAUUAUCCCCGUCUUUGCAAUUGGGAAUUCUGGUACAUCUUGUAAUACUGCAGGGUAUCCAGGGGAUAAUAUACUUGUUAUAGGCGUCGGUGGCACGGCUAUUAAUGACCAAAUUUAUUCCUUGUCCUCUGUCGGGCCCGCUUUAAAUGGUGGAUUGAAGCCUGAUGUUUCAGCCCCUGGAGUUGACGUGUACUCUGCAUCUCAUCUUACUGACGACUUAUACACAACUAAAUCUGGUACAAGUAUGGCUGCCCCUCAUGUUAGCGGAUUGGUAGCUAUUCUACGGGCGUAUAACCCUAACUUGAGUACUGCUGAUGCCGUAACCUACUUGCGACAAGGGGCCGAAACAAACCUUGUAUCUUCAGGGCAGACUUGUGGUGGCAAACCAGACAACAUAUUUCCCAAUAAUCAUUUCGGCUAUGGCAGAGUUAACGCGUUUAAGUCGCUCCAAAGCUUGAUGUAUGCUUCCACCCCUUUCCGAUGCUUGACCGCUGGAAUCUAUGUAAAUUCUCGUAACUGUCGCAAGUAUUACAAGUGCGUUGAAAUUUGGGGGAAAUUGUAUACGUUUGACUUGACAUGCCCGCCUUGGUCUUAUUUUCAUAAGGAUAGAAAGAAAUGCAUUCUUGGAAAGUGCACAUAAUUUUUUAUGGCAGAUUUACAGAAUGCAUAAAUUUUUCUUGACGUGGCUAAAACCUAGUAAUGAUUAGGUUAAAUAAUUUGGAUUUAUUGGAAUGCAUGUACAUAUGUAUGUAAGUGGGUACAUAUUUAUUCCUCAAAUUUUAUGGUUGAGAAAAUGUAUUUUUAACAAAUGUCUACAUGUGUGUGCAAGUUUGUCAUGUCAAUUGUAAUCCAGACCUUUACCAAGCUAAAAUCCUUUAAAUAAAAUAUAUAGAUAUGUUCAUAUAAAUAGCAGUUUCAUAAAA
Molecule: messenger RNA, 2007 nt
Organism: Folsomia candida
Lineage: Eukaryota; Metazoa; Arthropoda; Collembola; Entomobryomorpha; Isotomidae
Product: bacillopeptidase F
Exons: 3
Coding region: 153-1724 (523 amino acids)
Biological process (GO): proteolysis
Cellular component (GO): extracellular region
Molecular function (GO): serine-type endopeptidase activity; chitin binding
Source: RefSeq, a predicted model, not a curated record